Messenger RNA from Torulaspora globosa, 471 nucleotides. RefSeq names its product Apq12p (gene APQ12). The record is from RefSeq and is a predicted model, not a curated record. The coding region runs from base 1 to 471 and encodes 156 amino acids. The transcript has a single exon. NCBI's taxonomy places the organism in Eukaryota, Fungi, Ascomycota, Saccharomycetes, Saccharomycetales, Saccharomycetaceae.
AUGGCGACCAUUCAAGAGCAUCCAGAGCAGCAGCUUGAACAAUACAUCGCACUGUUCCUUACCAAGCUGGUACGGAUCAUCCAGAUCAUUAUCCCCUUGAUGGCAAAGUUCAGUAAAGACCAUCCAAAUGUGUUUCUCUUUUUCGCUUCUGCCUUGGUUGUCUAUGUGACGUGGCGCAUUCUUUGCAACAUGGUGAUCAUUCUCAGGAGACUCCUUGCGGUCUUCGUCAUUCUCGGCAUCAGUUUUGUCUUUCUAAGAGGCUUCAAUCAGGUUUUCUACAAGGACAUCCCUCUGCUUUACCGGAUCGUCACUCAAAGUCAGGAUUUCGAGGUGGUCUUGACGAAGUGGACUGCAUACUUGGGGGAUACUUCCUUCGAUCAUUGCAGUGUGGUUCUGGGUCUUUUGACGUCCCGCGUCAAGGAACUUCUCCAACUGAUUCAAGCAAGGACAAACACCGCUCGCUGGACCUGA